AUGUCUGCAAAUCUCAAGCACCAAGCUGCCACUGAAGCGACCCCUUUCGCCUUUAUAUGGCGUCAACUCUUCCAAUCCAUUCCCUCUAUCCCAAACACCGUGGAUCUAUCUGGUCAAGUCGCUCUGAUUACCGGAUCCAACAUUGGCCUUGGCUUUGAAAGCGCCCGCCAAUUACUUGCACUUAAUCUUUCACAUUUAAUUCUUGCCGUUCGAUCUAAACAGCGAGGAGAUGCAGCAGCCAAGAGGCUCCAGGCAGAGUUUUCCUCAGCACAGAUUGGACAAUGCGAGACAUUACCACUAUUAGACAUCGCCAUACUCAAUGCAGGUCUAAGCCAACCGACCUACACAAGGGCAGAGGAAACUGGCCAUGAGAUCACUUUCCAGGUCAACUAUCUCUCCACAGCUCUCCUCGCUCUCAUUCUCAUUCCGAUCCUCAGAGAGAAACGUGGAACCACAUCACCAGCACGACUGAGUCUUGUUGGAUCCGACACAUCAUAUUAUGCAAACUGGAAGGGCAGAGAUUCCGAACCUAUUAGAGAAGCAAUGGAUAAUCCAGCUUCUUUUGACUCAUGGGAGGCCUACAAGACCACCAAGCUUUUGCUACUGAUGUUCACAUGCGAACUCAGUAAGCGCAUACCCUCAAAUGAAGUUAUUAUCAACGUAUCGAAUCCCGGCGCAUGCAGAGGAACACAGUUUGGACAUGCGGAUCGCUCAAUGCUGGAAGAAGCGGUUCUAUAUGUUGCAUCAUUGGUUCUUGGACGGACUGCUACAGUUGGUGCCCGGCAAUUCCCACCGAUCAUGUAUGAGCAAUGUGGAACAGCACUUCAAAAUGCGUUGUGGGAUGAAACGAUGAGAGAGUUGGCUUUUGCAGACUUGAGAGUGUUCUAG
Messenger RNA from Fusarium tjaetaba, 888 nucleotides. RefSeq names its product short-chain dehydrogenase reductase family. The record is from RefSeq and is a predicted model, not a curated record. The transcript has 3 exons. Bases 1 to 888 code for a protein of 295 amino acids. NCBI's taxonomy places the organism in Eukaryota, Fungi, Ascomycota, Sordariomycetes, Hypocreales, Nectriaceae.